Messenger RNA from Aureobasidium uvarum, 1898 nucleotides. The record is from the annotation of a GenBank genome assembly. NCBI's taxonomy places the organism in Eukaryota, Fungi, Ascomycota, Dothideomycetes, Dothideales, Saccotheciaceae.
CGACAUUGCAAGCCAUGUCGCCGCCAGUGCUUGGAGCCACUCGACCACUGGCCCCUCAGCCUGUGAGGUCCGCCGAUGCCCCUGUCCUGCAGCCUUUGCACAACAGUUACCCUCUCAAGUCGACCAGAUCGAGGCGGGGCACCAUCAACGCCGCGUGUCGCGAGUGUCGUUUGAAGAAGCUGAAGCGUUGUCUCGUCAAGGGCAUUGACUCUUGUGAAUACACCGUAAACCCGGGAGAGACUCGCUUUACUGCCUUGAAGAGGAAGAAUGCCUCGCUCGUGACAGAGGCCGAUCGAAUGCACAGAUUUAUAGAAGCCCUGCGUUCUGCAUCUCCCUCUCAGGCUCAGGAAAUGCUGAGCCAUCUUCGCACCGCUGACGAUUUAUCCCAAUUGUCUACACCGACCUUGUCCCAACCCGACCCCCAUGCCCAACCCUUCGACCGCCACGAUUCUGACUCGUCCAUGUCUUCUGGUCCAUCUCCUCCUUCCAACGCCGAUACGGCUCACACUCCGCACACUUCGCGUUCGAGAAAAGCCCAGGCUGACAAACAAGCGCUCCGUGUCGCCGCCUGCGAGCUCUGUGCUGUAGCCGCUAUCGGCUCUCAGUAUAUCAAGGAAUCUCUCCCGGAAGGUAUCCAACAGAACGUGUACAGUGCCGCAAAGCAUCUUUUGGAAGAUACCCUCACCUUCGACGCAAAUCGGGCUGCCAAAACGUGUGUCAUGCUUUGUCUUUAUAACGUCAUGAGCAAACAAAAGGUUGCCAUGACAUUCGUCGUCUGCCCACCCAACAUGGAACGAAGGCAAUGGACAGAGCUUCGGAAAACCUGGAGAGUACUCGUCUUCCUUGAGACUUGGUUGUCUUCGACUCUCGGCUAUGUGUCGGGGUUACAAUUGCCAAAAGAACUCAUGAAUGUAAAGAACCUCGAGAUCGAGUAUGAAGCCACCCUUGAGGAAAAGGUCACCACCGAAAUGGUCAAAAUCACUGUCAUCAAGUUCGACAUGCUACGGCUUAGCUUGUCUUUCAAAAGUCUCAGUGCGCUCAUGAUAGGGACAAUCACAAACGAGCUGCAACACUGGUACCGAAGUCUGCCGCACGAGAUGCGCCUUGCUGGACUGGCGGACAACUCUGAGGUGUCUUUCGAGUUGCGGAGAACCAUCUACUACGUCAAAUUCCUCUACUUUGGAGCUCAGAUUAUGCUUUUGCGUCGUGUUCUUCAAAGCAUGUACGAGCAAAGCAACCUCCUUGCAGGGGACGAAGCAGUGGUCAACGACCUGAUAGCGCAGGCGAACUUCGCUGCCCGAGAGUCUGCCAAACUUUUCAAGUUAAUGCUAGUCGAAGGCCGUAUCGUCAAAAAAUGUUGGGCCUACUCUAGCUGUGUCAUGAUAUUGCACAACGCGGCCGAGAUGCUGUUUGAGCAGCAUAUGGAAGGACGACCCGUAAGCAGGCUGCAAGAUGACUUACACCUUGCCCUCGCUUGUCUCGACUUCCUCCAAGUAUGCAGCCAGAAAGACCUAGCUGCCGGGCAGUUCUACUCGACACUCAGCCGCUUCUACACUACUAUGUAUUCUACGGCCAGCGGUCAGCUCGAGUUCGGUCCGGAUAUGGUCAACACUGCCCGUGAUCUCAAUGAAUUGACCAGACGACCGUUUAAAACCCCUAGCCAAGCUAGUCCUGAAUUCUGCUAUCUCUGGCAAGAGGAGGAUCAAGAGAAUGCACAGCGUCAACAAUAUAUCAAUGAUCUUAUGAUACGAGAUGUCGCGAACGCACCUGACGAGUCAUUAUGCUGCGACAGCUGGCAGCGGAUUGAUGGCAUCAAGAAUGAUGGAAUGAUUCACGACCUGCUCAGUGGCAUCCGACCUGGCCGGUUUCUUCCAGGGUUCGAAUCCAGUAACUGGACU